GACUUGAUCAGAAGAAUGAAUGGAAGAGAAGGCCGCAGAUCGAUGUUUGCUUAAAAAGUCUUGAUAAUUCUAAAGAUAUAAAACAAGAAUUUUUAGAAGAAGUUAAAAAUCAACAUGAACAUGGGGGUAAUUCGGCAAUUGCGAUUUAUGGAAUAACCAAGAACCCAAAAGACGGUAACUACAUGAUGGUUAUGGACUAG
This is a messenger RNA of Cetraspora pellucida, 200 nucleotides long. Lineage: Eukaryota; Fungi; Glomeromycota; Glomeromycetes; Diversisporales; Gigasporaceae. The record is from the annotation of a GenBank genome assembly.